Molecule: messenger RNA, 1292 nt
Organism: Microstroma glucosiphilum
Lineage: Eukaryota; Fungi; Basidiomycota; Exobasidiomycetes; Microstromatales; Microstromataceae
Exons: 3
Coding region: 82-1164 (360 amino acids)
Biological process (GO): protein folding
Cellular component (GO): endoplasmic reticulum membrane
Source: RefSeq, a predicted model, not a curated record
UCCCCCCCCCCCUCUCUUCAAGGUCAAACCCUUGCCGCGGCCCUUUCCCCUUCCCCUCCCACUCCAAUACACAUAGCCGCAAUGCUUGUGCAAUUCGGCAAAUACGAUGCCAUCUGCAGCGAGGUGGCAUUGAUUGUAUGUCCCCUGCUGGGAACUGACUUGGGACUGGAGCCAGUUUGCUACAGCAGGAAUGUAGAGAUCAAUGGCACGGUCAUCUUCCAACCUGCAACAUGCAUCAUUCACAUUGCCGCCCUCUUCAUGUGCGGGAUCAUGGUAUACCACAUCAGAUCAAAAUACACGGCAGUAGGCAGAAAGGAGAUUGUGCAAUUCUUCUACCUCUACGCCUUCUCAGAGACUCUCGCAAUCUUCCUUGACUCGGCCAUCAUCCCAACAUAUUCCAAAGUCUACGCGUACUUUGCCGCGGUCUACGUCGGCCUAGGUACUGCCAUCUUCUGGACGCUCAUGGUCAAUGGCUUUGUAGGAUUCCAGCUCUGGGAAGACGGUACGCCCAAGUCUCUAUGGUUUCUGCGCAUUUCUUCGCUAGGACUCUUUGCCCUGGGCUUCGUCAUCUCCCUCGCCACCUUCAUCUCCAUUGGCUCCCUCAACCCCACAAACACAGUCGGCCUGUGGAUCGUCCAAUUGCUCUUCCCCAUCAUCUGCAUCGCCAUCUACGUCAUCUCUCAGGUGAUCCUAGUGCUCCGCACACUCGACGAUAGGUGGCCCCUGGGCGACAUCCUCUUUGGAGUCCUGGCCUUUGUCGCCGCUUGCGUCCUCAUGUUUGGCGUCUCUGCGCAGAUUUGCUCCGGCGUAAAGCACUACCUGGACGGCACCUUCUUUGGAGUGCUAUGUCUGCUCCUGGCAGUGAUGAUGGUGUACAAGUACUGGGACUCGAUAACAAGGGAGGACCUGGAGUUCUCCGUCGGGUCCAAGCAGGCUGCUUGGGAGGUCAAGGACUCGUCGAUGGGCAACUCGGACACGGAUGUAAUUACCGCUACUGGAUCCAGUGUCACGCACGAGUCGGGACAACAGGGUGGCGGCUAUGGUGGAAAGGGGUUUGGAGGGAGGGAUAACGGCAGGCUCGCACCAUAUCCUGGGGGAGGUAAUGGCAAGGGUGGGCAGGCCUCGGGAGGAUACCCGCCGAGCGGAUACAGCGGCAACUUCUGAGUUAGGCAGAUAGACCCAUGGACGGACGGACGGACAAACACAUGGACGACGAUACUCUCACACUCUUCUCUGGACAGGCUAUGAAGGCUGUCGGGGGCGGAGAUGAUCACCUCAUGCCCAUUUCACAU